UCAGCUCAACACUCCGCUCCAACCCCGGCGGAGAUCCCGAUCCUGGAGGCUGGAGACACCCGGAUGGCGUAGUACGGGCGUCGCUUGCCUCGGAAGUUUCAUGUGCAAGACACGGGAUCCGAACCAAAGCAAUCAAGAUGUGGUCAGCUCCAGUACCAGCACUAACCUCCGACGAUCUGCAGCUCAGAAGAAGAAAAUUCAUGGUGAUUACUGGAAAGUUUCACGCGGAUUCAUGCAGCAAUUCGUCUCGGCCCCUCUUCUGGCUCAUCAACUCCACCAAACCACCUCGCUCCCUUCACUCCCGCCCCCUCGCUCUCUCCCACUGCGCCGCGGGCCCCGGCAGCCACGCGCGAACAAGAACCGACCAACCUGAGCUACCACUCCACGGCCCUUUUCAGACGCCCCUGUCCUUCCUGCGUCCUUCUCCUCGCCAGGGUCUCAACAAAACAAUUAUUGUUGCAGUGCAGCGACAGGUGCGGCGUCAAUGGCGUGGGUCUGAGCACUGCCCUUCCUAGCUACGCUACUUAGCUAGCUAGUCAUGGUCAUGGCAGCCAUCAUCGCUACCACCUCACCGCCUUCCACGCUCAUCGUCACCAGCUGCUAGCUACCGACAGUGCAGAGGCUCCGUUCACACGGUGAGUGGCCACGGGUUGGGUUGUGCCACACAUACUUGCGGCGGCGGCGGCCUUGUCGUUUGCCUUGUUCCGGUUGGCCGGGGGAUCGGGUUUGUUUAGUGCCGGAGCUGUACUGCGGCUGUACGUCGCGCCCUCGCGGGUGGGGAGGGGGGAGUAAAGAAUUGGAGGCAGAUUGGAUGCUGUGCGUGCGCGCGGAGGACGCGCUGGCCGCCGCUGCAGCCGCGGCCGAGGCGUCCGACAAGAUGCACUCCAUGACCCUGGGCGGCUCGAUCCAGAGAGCGGUGCGGAGGAUGGCCGGCGGCUGGAGGAGGUCGGCAUCGGCGUCGGCAAGCUGCUCCGGGGAUGAUAGCAGCAUUGGGAGUGCCAAGAGGGAAGGGGGACGAAGGGGCAGCAUGCGGCGGUACAGAUCGCAGCUCGAGCAGGAAGUUAAGAAAUUGCAGAGGCAGCUCCAAGAAGAGCUUGACUUGCAUCUGGCGUUGGCAGAUGCCGUUACACAUAAUGCCGCACUGAUACUUAAGUCUUCUCAAAAGCUUCCAGACAAGGCACAUGAGCUAAUAAUUAGCAUAGCCUCUUUGGAGAUUGCUGUCUCAAAGCUUGAAAAGGACCUAAAUCACCUGCAGUACCAGUUAUGUUCUGUAAGGAAUGAAAGGCUACAUGCAGAAAAUAACCCAGGAUGCUUGCUACCUACAUCAUCAGAUUGCCAACCGUCCACACCUUGUAAUUGUCUAGGCGAAAAACACAUAUUAACGUUAAGAGAUUUGAGAUUUGGAGAUUCUCAGUCAAUGUGGUCAAUGAAAGAAGAUUUAUCAAUUGAACUUGAAGACCAACAGGAUUAUGAAAAAGAUAGUGAAGAUAGACUGUUGGAGCACCGAGCUGAAGAGAUGCAAGAGGCAUGCUCUACGAAAAAAGAUAACAAUGAAGAUCAGAAGAUAGACGCAUUACAAUUUAGUCAAUCCAAUUUGAAGAAAAGUAGCAUCAGUGGAAAUAUGUGGAAUAAUCCAAAUAAGCUCUCUGAAGAGAUGGUGCGCUCCAUGAGAGAUAUCUUCCUACAUUUAUCUGAAUCACCCAAGAUACCACUGAAGGCACCUUCUUAUAAUUCAUCUUCAUCAGCAGAGCGUCUGUCUGGUUCUACAUUGACAUCUUUGUCAGAUUCACCCGUGAUAGCCUCAGUGCUGCGCAGUCCUUCAGUUGACUUGAACCAUGAUGAUGGUAUUAUCGAUGAAGUAAGAAACUUCGAUCCAUACGGUGUUAAUGGGAAGGAAGCCCGGAGAGACAUUGGAACUUAUUAUUCAGCAGCUGAAGUGUCUUGGGUGUAUGUUGGCACGGAUCAACUUGAAUAUGCAUCUGGGGCUCUGAAAAAGUUCAGCUUUCUUGUGGAGCAACUAUCAAUGGUUGACCCUACUCGUAUGAACUGUGAUGAGCGGUUAGCAUUUUGGAUUAACCUGUACAAUGCAUUAAUAAUGCAUGCAUAUUUGGCGUAUGGUGUCCCCGAAAAUGACAUCAAGCUUUUCUCGCUAAUGCAAAAGGCCUGUUACACGGUCGGUGGUCAGUCCGUCAGUGCAGCUGAAAUAGAGUUUGUGAUUCUGAAGGUGAAGACUCCAGUGCACCGGCCACAACUUUCUUUGAUGCUGGCUCUUCACAAAUUUAAUACUUCAGAGAAGCACAAGAAAUAUUCUAUCAGUGAUGCUGAGCCCAUUGUGCUGUUUGCGCUUAGUUGUGGGAUGUUCUCUUCACCUGCGGUAAGGAUUUUCACGUCUGCAAAUGUUCGACGGGAGCUUCAAGAAUCAAUGAGAGACUACAUCCGAGCAUCAGUUGGAAUAAAUGACAAAGGAGAGCUUAUAGUACCAAAGUUACUGCAGAGCUAUGCCAAGGGCAUCGUGGAGGACUCUCUGCUUGCCGAUUGGAUCUGCCGUCACCUGACACUGGACCAAGUCGCUGCAAUACAAGAUACUUCAUCGUCGCACAAGCAGCGGCUUCUUGGGGUGUGCAGUUUUAGUGUCAUCCCGUUUGAUUCAAAAUUCCGGUACCUGUUCUUAUCUGACAACAGUGGGUACCAGAACUGAACAAGCUGCCUAACCUAUGUGCAGAAAGAAACUAGAGUGGGCAUUUUAACAUAGUAAAAAAUGUAUAUCUAUCUAUUAUAUUAUUAUUUGAGAGCAAAAAUGAGCCAUCACAUUCGCUCAUAAGAUCACAAAAUUACCAUGUUAAUUGAAAAAAAUCUAGAUCACUUAUUAUUAUGAACAUCUAACAGUCUAAAUUAAAUAAAAGAGCAUAUAUCAAAUACGAUUAAUAAAUAG
This is a messenger RNA of Phragmites australis (common reed), 2932 nucleotides long. RefSeq lists its product as uncharacterized. The record is from RefSeq and is a predicted model, not a curated record. The transcript has 12 exons. The coding region runs from base 812 to 2698 and encodes 628 amino acids. Lineage: Eukaryota; Viridiplantae; Streptophyta; Magnoliopsida; Poales; Poaceae.